Plasmodium gonderi is the source of this 4305-nucleotide messenger RNA. RefSeq names its product ABC transporter. The transcript has a single exon. NCBI's taxonomy places the organism in Eukaryota, Apicomplexa, Aconoidasida, Haemosporida, Plasmodiidae. Gene Ontology annotation, molecular function: ATP hydrolysis activity; ATPase-coupled transmembrane transporter activity; ATP binding. Gene Ontology annotation, cellular component: ATP-binding cassette (ABC) transporter complex. Bases 1 to 4305 code for a protein of 1434 amino acids. The record is from RefSeq and is a predicted model, not a curated record.
AUGUUCGUUGAACUCUUUUUGUGCCUCAUCACAUACUGUUACAUACUACAAUGUAAAGGCUUACAAUUUAGUAAAUAUAAAAAUAACUUUUUAAACAAUCUGCAUAUAAAAAAUGUCAUACAUCAUAAAGAAGUCUCCCAUUUGAAAAAGAGAAAAUACACACACAAUGGCACAUUGCAUAUAUCAGACAAAAGACGUGGUCAGACACUGCUAAGUAGGAGGAGAAAGUGCACAUGGGAGUAUGGUCUUUCCAAGUGCGACCAGCAAGGUGAGGCGAAUCAUCAGGGGGAUGACAAGGUAGAUUACGAAGUGGGUGACGAAAUGGAUGACAAAGUAGAUGACGAAAUGGAUGACAAAAUAGAUGACGAAGUGGAUGUCCAAGUGGAUGACGAAAUGGAUGUCCAAGUGGAUGACGAAGUGGAUGACGAAGUGGAUGUCCAAGUGGAUGACGAAAUGGAUGUCGAAACUGAUGUCGAAACUGAUGUCCAAAUGGAUGACGAAACUGAGGAAUACCCAGCAGCGGAGAGAGAGAUGUACGAAAAGCUGUUCAACGUCGAAGGAGAUGAAGAAGAUAGGAUGUUGUCACCCAAGUAUAACAUGAAUAUGUAUAAUGUGCUCGAAAAGAAUUAUGAAGAGAAAGAAGAUAACAAAGUGAUUUUAACAAUCAAGAGUUUACAGUACGAAAUAAAUAAUAAAAAACUUAUAAGUAAUUUGAAUUUGCAGUUACAUAAAUCAGAGUGUGUUGGUUUGAUAGGUAACAAUGGUUGUGGAAAAACUACGCUCUUAAAUUUAAUUUAUGAGCAUUCAAACAAUAGCAAUAAAAGCAUAAUUCUAAAUAAUAAAGUUUCCACUGAAAAAGUGCAAAAUUUUACCUUAAAUGAGGAAAAUUUAAACAGUAUGGUGAAGAAAAAUAAAUUUGAUCAUCUGUACAAAAUAUUAUCAUAUAUGAGAAGGAAUUCAUUCGAUUUAUCUGCAUUUCCGUUUGUUAUAAAAAAUAAGAAAGUUUCUGAUUUUGAACAAAUGAAGAAAAAAAUGGGUACGAAUACGAAUCUCUUUUAUAAAAAUGAUGUAUUUUAUUUUAAACAAAAUAUUCACCUUUUAGAAAAUAACAAUUUAACAGUUUUUGAAAAGGUACUAAAGUUUUAUGAACCCAUUUUAGACAAAUAUGAAGUGUUAUGUUAUAUUGAAAGCAACAUAAGCAAAUACAAAAAAUUUGACACUCUUAAAAUGUUUGAUAUAGAGGAGGCAGAAGAAAAAUCUAACUAUCCCCCUAGUGAACUAACUAAUAAACAGUAUCGAAAAAGGGUUAACAGAAAUGGAAAAAUGAAUAAUAAUGGUUGUAGUAGUGGUACCUCAUUGAGUACCUUGACAAAAGAGGAAGAUUCAAACUGUCCAGGGAUAAUGGCUCAGUUUGGCUGUAUCUCCACCGAUAGUAAUGGUAACACAAGAAAGAAGGAAAAAAAAAACGAAGACGAUGUGAGAGGAAGACAAAUAGGAGUAACCGAAACAGUAACACAAGGGGAAGAUGACCAAGCGGAGGAGUCAUUCGCUCAGUCAAAAUAUUUCGAACUAAUAAUCCAAUUGUACAUGAACGAGAAGGAAAAUGUUUUCAAAGAGUUAAAUCAAGUAAAAAUGAACUUUCAUAAAUACAUAAAUAUUUUAAAUUUGAAAAAUUUCUUGCAUGUGAAACUACGAGACAUGAGUAACGGGUACAUCAUCCGCGUGUACUUGUUGCUGCUCCUUCUGAGCAAAUCUAAACUACUAUUAAUAGAUGAAAUUAAUAAUAACCUAGACAUAUUCAAUAUUUUUUUUAUUAUGAACAUAUUUAAUUAUUCUUUGAAAUAUAAAGAAAUUGGAAUAAUUUUAGCUAGUCACGAUUUUUUUCUAGUGAGCAAAUUGUGUAACCGUAUUUUAGACUUCAAUAAAAUUUAUGGACACGAUAUAGAUUUUAGUAAUAUAGCACAGUUAAAAAAAAUGAACAGAAAUAUUAAUAGCAUAAAUCAUUUUGAUGAUGUACAAGAACUACAAAGAAGAAAUGAAAACGGCUCGAAUACUACAUUUUUUAAGGGGAAUUACACUGAAUAUUUACAUAAUAUGAAAAUUUUGUUUGAUCAUAGGAGGAAAAAAAAGGAAGAAUUGAAAAGAAUUAUAGACCAAUUAAGUACUACGAUAAACCAAGCGAAAAAGAAGAAAAAUAAAGAAUUUAUGCAUCAAUCUUUGAAAAAAAAAGAAGAAGAUUAUAAAUUAUAUCAAAAUAUAUAUUCUCUCUUUUUUGAUAAUCAAUUGAAUUAUCAAUAUAUGUAUUAUAAUUUAAUAUAUAGCAAGAAAAAUGAAAAAAAUUCAAACAAAUUUGCAGUAGAAAAUUUUAAUACAAAGGAAAGUGCACAUCAACAGUUCAGUUCUAGGGAGGGAAACACAACUAAAGGAGAUAUUCAAACGAAUAAAGGGAACGGAAAAAAUGUGAAGUAUCACAUCACACACAGUGAUUCAAAUUGUAGUGAUGGGCAUCUGGGCAGAACAGGGACAAGCUUCGAUGGAAGCAUCGGCAAGAACGUUGAUAAUUACUUGGACAAGUACUGCAACAAUGACAUGGGGAAUAACUCACCGAUGCAGCUAGAGCAUGAGGAGGAAGAAGACGUGAAAACGUUUGUUUACAACAAAAUAAAGGAUGUAGAAGGAAGCAUGAAUAAGAAUGUUCUAAUCGAUAUGAGCAAAAAAAUUAAAAACAAUGAGCUGAUAGAAAUUGGAGAAAAGUAUGGAAAAAACAACGUAUCCCUGUACGAGUUUGAGAAUUUUUCCUUUUAUUUUUUAAAUAAAAAAAAAAAAAAAAAAUACAUUUUUAAAAAUAUGAAUUUAAGUAUAAACAGCGGUGAAAAUGUUCUUCUCUUGGGGAAAAAUGGAAUUGGAAAAUCCACUCUUUUCAAAAUAUUGACGAAUAAGUAUAACUUUCAGAUGAGGAAAGAAGGAGGUAGACAUCAGAGAAGUAUAUAUGCAUACGGAGAUGGUGAAGAAAUAAUGGACGAAGAAGAGGAAUCUGAUCAAAUGCUAAAUAGAGAAAAUAUAGGAACAAGAGUCUGUAAAGAAAAAGUGGCAAACUUUGAGGGUAACAUAAAUUGCAACUUUAACAAUGUGCUGUUAACAUACUUUGAGCAGAAUAUGAUUAAAAAAUUAAACUUAGAAAUUAACGACUAUUUUAGAUAUUUAAUUGAGAAGGUGAAUUAUGAACCAAUUCAUUUUGAUGACAGUUUAGAAAUAGACAAUGACAGUAUCAUGAACAGUUAUAAUUACAACAAUCGAGAUGAUUAUUCGAAUGAAGAACACUUUUUAUUUUACGUUCUAAAUAAAACGAAACCUUUUUGCAAUGAGCAAGAUGUGGAAAACAUUGAAGAGAAAAUAAAAGCGCUGCUAAAAAUAUUUUAUAUUGAUAGCUCAACACGUUUGAAAGAAAAAAGCGGAGGAGAGAAAGUGCGUAUAUUACUUCUUUCUCUAUUUUUAAAAAAAUCUAAUUUAUUAUUAUUAGAUGAGAUAAACAACAAUUUAGAUAUUUAUUUGAAAAAUCUCUUGUUAAAUUUUUUAAAUUUUAUAUAUCAAGGCAGAUAUAUAUUAACAACUCAUGACUUUUAUAUUAUUAAAAAUUUGAACAAUCUUCAUAAAAUUAUUUAUAUUUUUGAUUAUGAAAAUGUCUUUACAUUUUACAAUGUGCAAGAUUUUAUUCAAAACUUUUAUCACUUCAUUUUGAAUUCGUUUAAUUCGUUCCAUAUGUUCAACGGUCAUGCAAAUAAGACAAGGCGUGAAUUUAAUCAAUCAAUUGUUCAGAACAAUAUUUUGCACGACAGAAUGAAACACCAGAUUAGUCCCGAUUUGGUGCAGGAGCAAAAUCAGGGGCAGACUCAUGGACAGAAGCAGAAAAAUGGUUAUUACCACAACAUGAAUACAGCCAAGUCGAGUCAACACGACAACGACAAAAAUAAUGUUGUUCAAAAGAAUGAGAAAAUAGAUGCAUCAUUUUUUUAUGAACGUAAUAAUAACGGGCAAGCAAGUGUAAACCCAGUUGAAGUGGAAAAAAAAAAAAAUUUAGAGAAUUAUGAUAAAAUUCUAUACGAUAAUCAUGAUUAUGAAAUAUUGCAAUUCUUAAAAACACAAUAUGAUAAAGAUAGAAAUGAAAGAAAAAAUUAUGAACAAAUAAAUGAUAAUAUGCAGGAGGAUGAAAUUUUCGAAAGUAAAAAGGUGAAUAAAAAAAAUUUUGGAGGAAAGGGCUCAUCUGGGAAAAUAAAAAUAAAAAAUUGGAAACGUUGGAAAAAAUGA